Molecule: messenger RNA, 3214 nt
Organism: Priapulus caudatus
Lineage: Eukaryota; Metazoa; Priapulida; Priapulimorpha; Priapulimorphida; Priapulidae
Product: protein ECT2-like
Exons: 20
Coding region: 14-2650 (878 amino acids)
Biological process (GO): nervous system development; regulation of cytokinesis, actomyosin contractile ring assembly; intracellular signal transduction
Cellular component (GO): cell cortex; nucleus
Molecular function (GO): GTPase activator activity; guanyl-nucleotide exchange factor activity
Source: RefSeq, a predicted model, not a curated record
UAAAUUUUCAGUCAUGGAAGGUGCAACUGCAAGCUCAACCUCAUCAUUCAGUCUGUCUAUGACUGCAACAUCAACUCUGAUGCAUGGGGAUUUAGAGACUGUUACCGAAAAACAAGAACUAGAUACUUCCCAAAACAUUGAAACAAGGAUAUGUGUUGUCGGUCAGAAAUGCAGAGAGAACACCAUGCUGAAUUCAGCAUUGAAGAAAUUUCCUGUGAUUGUGCUACACUCUGUUACGGGUGAGGAGUUCGUUAAUGACUUGGACUACGACACUGUAUUUGUGUUGGAAGAAUUUGCUGGAAACACCUAUGAGAUGCUGCACAAAAAAAACAACAGACUGAUGGGUCCAAAUGUUUUCCUGGAAUGCGCUGAAAAGGAUGAGGAAUUACCGUACAACACACGCCCACUAUACUGCUUAGCGAUGUCAGGACUAGUUGUGUGUUUCACUGGUUUUAGGAAGAAGGAAGAUUUGACAAAGCUUGUGACUUUAAUACAUCACAUGGGUGGAAGCAUUCGCAAGGACUUUACGCAACGUGUCACCCACCUUGUUUCAAAUUCUACUAGUGGCGAGAAAUACAGAGUGGCUGUAAGUCUAGGAAAGCCAAUAAUGAGUGAGAAGUGGAUUGAGAAGACAUGGGAAGAGCGAAACAGAGUUGGUUGUCAUGCUACAGAAGAGCAUCUGAUGCAAUAUAAAGUACCUCCGUUCUUUGCAUGCAGUGUCAGCUUUCUCGGGUUUAGCGACGAGGAGCAAAAACACAUGGAGGAGAUUUUGGUGUCAAACGGGGGCCAAACUGUGCCACUUGGUUGCGCGACUGCAACACACUUGGUUGUGGAAGAGAGAAGUGUGAAGGAAAUUCCAGAUAAUUAUGCACAGAAAAUGCAUAUUAUUAGGGCAGAGUGGUUCUGGGCUAGCAUACAAAUCGAUGCAUGCGCUGCGGAAGAACUCUACUUUUACGAGCAAAGCAAGCUGCUUGAUACACUGGAGUCUGCGCGCAUGACUCCUGGUACACCAGUCUCUGGUGGCAGACAGAGAAAACGCAAGCGAUUGAAAGAGAAUCUUGCUCAGCUUGUUGCGGAUGAUCCACACUCACCGACGAAACCAGUUCCCACUAAGCGAAGAUCAGCAGAUUACAAUGCCAGACUUUCCAUGAGCGUUGGCUCCCUCUCAUUUCUGGAUGAAACCCCGGAGCACACUGCAGAUGUUGGAAUGCCAUCAAGCAAGCCAGCACCAAGCACCCCACACAUGCAGCCGUUGAUGACGAAGCGGCAGCAGGUUACCAUGGAACUGCUUGAAACAGAGACCAACUACGUCAACAUACUUGAGACGAUUAUAAAGUUGUUUAAGGAUCCAUUAGAUCAGCCAGACCAAGUAGGAGGACCGCUGUUAUCUCCGACAGAGAUAAAGCUGAUAUUUGGAAAUUUGCCCCCAAUAUAUGAAGUACAUCUAAAGAUGAAGGAGUCUUUGGCAGAAAAGAUGGCAUCAUGGGAUGACAACAAAAGCAUUGGCAACAUUAUCCUUCAAAAUGCUGAUGCACUAUUAAAAGCAUACCCGCCAUUUGUAAAUUUCUUCGAGAAGACAAAGGAGGCUUUGCAGAUAUGUGACCAUCAGAAUACAAGGUUCCAUGCCUUCCUAAAGAUUUGUCAGAGCAAGCCAGAGUGUGGGCGACAGAGUCUCAUGGAGCUGCUGAUUCGGCCUGUUCAGAGACUUCCGAGUAUCAUCUUGCUGCUCAACGAUUUGCUGAAACACACACCGAAGGUCAAUUGCGAUCACACGGCCCUCGAUAAGGCAAUAGAAGCCCUCAAGGAGGUGAUGAGACACAUUAAUGAAGAUAAGCGGAAGACUGAGGGCCAGGUUGUGAUGUUUGACAUUGUCAAUGACAUUGACAAUUGCCCUGCGGAUUUACUGUCCUCACAUCGACAGUUUGUCACCAAGGCUGACAUGGUGGAGUUGAAUGACAGCGUCGGUCACCGUGGCGACAACCUAACCAUGUUCCUCUUCAAUGAUAGGCUCGAGAUCUGUAAACGAAGGAUGAAGGUGAUAAAUUCAAUGAAGAGUCCAGUAGCUGCAGCCGCAGCUACCAUCAGCAGCUUGCAAAAGUGCUACAAACACGUCGAACUGAUCCACUUGUCGCACAUUCGCAGGGUGGUGGAUAUUCAACAGACGGAAGAUUGCAGGAACGUGUUUGCACUGGUCAUCAAAUCAGCAGCAGACAUGAAGGAAAGGCUGUUUGUGUUUACGUUGGUCAGUGAAGAUGUCCCAAAGACAACUGUCCUGCGACUCAUUUGUAGACACAUGGCGAACACCGUUUGCAGAACAGACGCGCAUGCUGAGACAAAAGCUGUUGGACUGGAGCAACACAUCAUCAAGUUUGCAACAAAAACAACUAAUAAGGUGGCGAGAGCGUUCUCAUUCAACAAGACACCAAGAAAACUGAAGCGAGCCAUGUCGACAAUGAUGUCCCCGUGGGGCAACGGCACUCCUUCCACCACCAUGCAAGUGGCCAGACUCGCCAGCUGUGAUAACUUGGCGUCACCUGGAGUGUCACAGCCAGUAUGUGAUACAGGCCAAACACCUAAGUGUUCAACUGGCAGCAAAGGCAGCAAGUUUAAAAGUUCAACUAUUGGACAUUCUGCUAUUAAGCGACUCUAAUGGCACACACACAUAUAUAUAUAUUCAUAAUUAUACAUGUAGUACUCGACUAGCAAGUCACUGGCAAUGCAAACGCGAUGGGAAACUUUGCUCGUAUACCAGAUCGCUGUUAAUAUAUGUGAAAAGAAUUUGCGGUUGUGUCGAUAUGAAGCCAGUGAUAAAAUGGUUUUUUGUCCAAUUGGGAAAAUUACGUUCUCAGCGUGUUGGCAUAAUUAUUAGUUAUAUAUAUGUAGCUGUUUCAAUGCAUUUUAUCAACAUUAAUUAUAAGCAUCGACUGUUGCAACAAAUCACACGGCACUGUUGCAGCUGUGUACGUAUUGGGUACUUUUUUUAUUUCUACGUCAAUCGCCCUAGUUAGGUAUUACAUGUACUAUCAGCUUCCGUGCCCCUGAAGUGUAUUUCUACUCUACAUGCUACAAUACAAUUUGACGGUGUAAGUCAAAAACUUCUGUGUUAUAUAUGGUCAUGGAAUAAUCAUGAUUUUGAAAAUGCUGAUUUGAACUUUUAAUAAUCUGUAAUCAUUUUCUUUGUUUAUAAUAAAAGCUUUGUUACAAAGCACCCGAA